GGCUUUCACUCUUAUUUUUGAUUAAACGAUGCGGACGUCUAUAUUCUCGGUUUGUUUGCUUAUUUUUCUGAUUACACUAACUGUCUUAUAUGGCUACCAUCACAUCGAGAGGCUGCGUCGUCAUCUUCUUUUCAAAACAACAUCCAACAGAUUUUACGUUAAUACUUCAACCUGUAGCGUACCUUAUGUGAGUCUAUUUAGCUGGGAACUUAUGUCAAUCUGGCGCACACAGCCUGACGAAGAGUGUACACUAGGUGAGGAUCUGGUACGGAGAGUGUACGAUUCUAAGCGCAAGCAAUAUAUAUUGUAUACGAACGACAGCGUGGCGCGUUUAUUAGACACGUCCCCGACUAUUAACAAGUCAACAAAAUUGAUCUACAACUGCAGCUAUCGAAGUAUUAUGCGAGCUGGGGAGGGUCCGAACGCGGAUAAAAGUUACAACCUAAGCGCGGAUAUUCCAUUUUCAAACGGCUACUAUGUGCCGAUCGAUGUAGAGGGCAUGAUUGUUAACUGCACGAGUAGCAGUGGCAAACUGCUGCAAGAAGAUGCCUUUUCCUUUGUACAAUCCAAGCCGCAAAGCUUGCAGCUACCAGUACAUCUACCAUUAAAGUUACCUUUGAAGUCAUCUCCGAAGCCAACCCCUCACCCACCACUGACGUUGUUUCCAUCCAAGCCAACCCGAAAGCUUAACGUCAUAAUGCUGGGCAUUGAUAGUCUCUCGCGCAUUAAUUUCCGUCGUACUAUGCCCGACAUGCUGCAGUAUGUGCAGCGGUCUGGUUGGUUUGAAAUGCAGGGCUACAACAAAAUGGGAGACAACACUUUUCCCAAUCUCUUGGCAGUACUUACGGGUUACAGUCCAGAGACAGCUGAUAUUGAAAUUUGCAAUACCAAAUCGGUGGGUUGCCUUGACAAGCUGCCCUUCAUAUGGCAGCUCUAUAAGAAGGCCGGCUAUAUGACGGCCUAUGGCGAGGAUAUGGGCUACUUAAACACAUUUAUAUACUUGCUAAAAGGAUUUGUAAAUCAGCCUGUGGACCACUAUUUGCGUCCAUUUUACUUGGCUAUUGAGAAAAACUUGCCAAUUGUGAAGCGAUUUUAUCGAUAUAACUGCAUUGGGAGGCGUUUUAAUGUGGAUUAUAUUUAUGAUUAUUGCCAGCAGUGUUUCGAGCAUUACAAGAACAGCACGAAUCCCCUAUUUGGCCUGUUUUGGACCUCCAGCGUUACGCAUGACAUUUUUGAAGCGGCACAAACGCUGGAACCCACAUUACUAGAUUAUAUGGAGCGGUUUGAGAAAAUAGGUCUAUUCGAAGAAUCAAUUGUUAUUUUCUUCAGUGAUCACGGCAUGCGUUAUGGUCCAUUACGUGCACUACCUCAGGGUUUUUUGGAGGAACGGUUGCCAAUACUGUUUAUAUGGCUGCCCGCCUGGUUUCGACAGCAGCAUCCGGAGAUAGUGAAGGCAUUACGUGCGAAUAGAAAUCGCUUGUCAUCUCCCUUCGAUUUGCACAUGACACUUCAACAUAUUCUACAGUUAGGUGAAGGAAAGACAAAUCCGUUGGUUCCGCCGGAGGAUUGCCCCCAUUGUCAAACGCACUUCAAACCACUAGCCGAGAACCGCACAUGUUUGGAUGCGGGAAUACCUGAACAUUAUUGCACCUGUGACCUGUAUGAGACCAUAAGCUCCAAACAAGCGCAGAAGUUGCCCAUAGCUAAGCAAAUCAUCGACCAAAUUAAUACCCAUUUAAGAACCACAUUCAAAAAAUAUGACUGCAAACGUUUGUCACUAAAAACAAUCAAAUAUGCAGAACGUAGAGUAAAGGACAAAACGGGAUCUAAUCAAAUCGUCUAUCGUUUCCACAUUAUUGCUAAUCCUGAAGAAGCCGAAUUUUCGGCCACAGUUCGUUAUAAUAAGAAAAAGAAAAAGAUUGAAAAUUUGCCUAUAGAUUCAAUUAGUCGAUUGGACCUGUAUAAUAACGUUUCCAAAUGUAUAGAUGAUAAAGUUGGCAAGAAGUAUUGUAUCUGUUCGAAAUAG
This is a messenger RNA of Scaptodrosophila lebanonensis, 2026 nucleotides long. RefSeq lists its product as uncharacterized. The transcript has 2 exons. The record is from RefSeq and is a predicted model, not a curated record. NCBI's taxonomy places the organism in Eukaryota, Metazoa, Arthropoda, Insecta, Diptera, Drosophilidae. The coding region runs from base 29 to 2026 and encodes 665 amino acids.